This is a messenger RNA of Castor canadensis (American beaver), 1864 nucleotides long. It is a transcript of the gene Nob1, whose product is annotated as NIN1 (RPN12) binding protein 1 homolog. The record is from RefSeq and is a predicted model, not a curated record. Gene Ontology annotation, biological process: ribosomal small subunit biogenesis; maturation of SSU-rRNA. Gene Ontology annotation, molecular function: RNA endonuclease activity. Gene Ontology annotation, cellular component: preribosome, small subunit precursor. NCBI's taxonomy places the organism in Eukaryota, Metazoa, Chordata, Mammalia, Rodentia, Castoridae.
CAUGGCGUCAGUAGAACACGUUGUAGCUGACGCCGGAGCUUUCUUAAGAGACGCUCCUUUGCAGGACUUCGGGAAGAACAUCUACACCAUCCGGGAGGUGGUCAGCGAGAUUCGAGACAAGGCCACGCGCCGGCGACUCGCGGUGCUGCCCUACGAGCUGCGGUUCAAGGAGCCCCUCCCGGAGUACGUGAGGCUCGUAACUGAGUUUUCAAAGAAAACUGGAGACUACCCCAGCCUCUCUGCCACAGAUCUCCAAGUGCUGGCACUCACUUACCAACUGGAAGCAGAGUUUGUUGGGGUGUCCCACCUAAAACAAGAACCAGAAAAGGUUAAAGUAAGUUCCUCAAGUCAGCAUCCAGAAACUCCUCUGCACAUUGCUGGCUUCCAUCUGCCCUCCAAGCCUAAACUCCCAGAAGAAAAGUUAGAUCAUGGACAGCCAGCCAACAGGCCUGAGGAUCUAGAGUUCAGUUCAUUCAUGUUCUGGAGGAGCCCUCUGCCUAAUAUUGAUUGGGAACUACAGGAGCUGUUGAUUGACAGAGGAGAGGAGAGAGAGGAGGAGGAGAAAGAUGGGGUUGAAGACAAGAAAGAAGAUAGUGAUGAUGACGGGGGUGGAUGGAUAACCCCCAGCAACAUCAAGCAGAUCCAGCAGGAACUGGAGCAGUGCGAUGUUCCAAAGGACGUGCGAGUCGGUUGUGUGACUACAGACUUCGCCAUGCAGAAUGUUCUGCUGCAGAUGGGGCUGCGCGUGCUGGCGGUGAACGGCACGCUGAUCCGUGAGGCCCGGAGCUACAUCUUGCGCUGCCACGGCUGUUUCAAGACAACAUCAGAUAUGAACCGAGUGUUCUGUGCACAUUGUGGGAACAAGACCCUGAAGAAGGUGUCUGUGACUGUCAGCGAUGAUGGCACCCUGCAUAUGCAUUUCUCCCGCAACCCCAAGGUGCUGAACCCUCGAGGCCUCCGUUACUCACUACCCACUCCCAAAGGAGGCAAGUAUGCCAUCAACCCCCAUCUGACUGAGGAUCAGCGCUUCCCUCAACUGCGACUCUCCCGAAAGGCCAGGCAAAAGACCAAUGUGUUUGCCCCUGACUACAUAGCUGGAGUAUCUCCUUUUGCAGAGAACGACAUUUCCAGCCGCUCAGCCACCCUGCAGGUCCGAGACAGCACAUUAGGAGCUGGGAGAAGACGUUUAAAUCCCAAUGCUUCCAGAAAGAAGUUUGUGAAGAAAAGGUGAAGUGCAAGCCCCUGCAGGCAAAGUGGCCUGCAUGCAGUUGCAAGGAUGCUGCUGUCUCAUCCUACAGCUUUGCUGUCUGCAGAGCAUCUGAUGGGAACUUCACAGCGCUGCUCAUGACUUGCUGUGUUAUGUUGGAUUUUGGUGAAACUGGGCCAUCCCUUGGCCUGUGAACAUCCACAGAGCCAGGACUACCACUGUGUGAGGGGAUUUGAUGAAACAACAGUGCACAGAGCAGAUUUUAAACCUUCAAGGAAAGGAAUUCCCAAAUGGUAAUAUUUUCCUAAUAAAUGUGCUUGCCAGCUCCUGUGUGUUUUAAGAAGAUCAAGUUCUUGCACCUUGGAAUCAUGAAGACUAACAGUUAAGCUGUGCACCUGAGGAACAAGUGCUAGGUUUGUCUUUUUUGCCAGAAAUGAUAAAUAUUUCACAAUAAAACUAAGAGCUAUUAUUUUGUUUUUUUUAUGGUACUGGGGUUUCAGUCAGGGCUUUGCAUAGCUAGGCAGGCAGCAUCCCCAGCCUUUAACCUCUUAAAAAAAAAAAAUCAGUCACUCAGGGAAGCUCUGUAUAGAGAACUCACGUUUUUGUCUCAUUGCUUUCUGUUUCUACACACUCAUUCACACACACACAUACAUAAAG